AUGAAACAUCGGUCAAGCGUGCUGAAUUUUUCAAUCCUUCGUUGUUUAUUUCAAUCCAUCGUCUACGCAAUUAUUAGCAUAGUUUCAGUUCUUCUGAUAGUGCUGAGAUCCUAUUCGGUUACAGCCUUCGGGUUAAAGACAACACAGAUUUUCUUCAAACAAAUUCUUAAUAGCAUCUUGCAUGCUCCAAUGUCUUUCUACGACACUACUCCAUCAGGCCGAAUUCUAAGCAGGGCAUCCACUGAUCAGACAAAUGUCGAUAUCUUCAUCCCGUUGUUCGUUAAUUUUGUGGUGGCCAUGUAUAUUAAAGUCGCCAGUAUCAUCAUAGUCACUUGCCAAAAUUUAUGGCCGACAACUUCUUGUUUGGUUGAACCUUUGGUAUCAGGGUUAUUUUCUUUCUACUUCUCGCAAGUUAACUAG
Messenger RNA from Lathyrus sativus (Indian pea), 420 nucleotides. NCBI's taxonomy places the organism in Eukaryota, Viridiplantae, Streptophyta, Magnoliopsida, Fabales, Fabaceae. The record is from the annotation of a GenBank genome assembly.